Nothobranchius furzeri (turquoise killifish) is the source of this 3677-nucleotide messenger RNA. Lineage: Eukaryota; Metazoa; Chordata; Actinopteri; Cyprinodontiformes; Nothobranchiidae. The record is from RefSeq and is a predicted model, not a curated record.
UGAAAAAGGAAGAAAGCAUAAACAGCACGAGACGUAUACUACAACCUCCAGGUAAGUUUGAAUGUCUCUUUGUUUGCUUUACUUUCCCACAAAAGCAUGAAUCCUAACGCUCCGCUUGUUCCACAAUGACAUUUCCACUCUGGCUGCUUGAGUAAAAAAUGCGUAGAUAUUUUUUAGGCAAACAAAGCAGUUUCAAUGAAUUUAUUUUAGUCAGUGAGUGGUGCAUGUUACUUAGAGGUAGGUUUUAUUGAAUGCAGCAUGUUGCUUAGUGAAAGAGCAGAAGUCGGAGCUAAAUAAACACACCUGCUCACAUCAGAGAGCAUCUGUUCAUCAGAAAAUGCGUAUUUAGAGAUUUAUCUAGUCACUUUCAGACUUAUUUUUCGCUUUGCGUGAUGUGUUUCAUAAAAUGAAGUGUAAUCUUCCUUUAUCUCAUUUGUUGAAGUGGAAACAUGAGCUCCGUGUACAUGUUUCAUGUGUCAACAUGGGGGAAGACGGGUGCUGCAUUUGACAAGCGUGUGCUACUGCAUUAUGGCUUCUCUUUUGUUCUCCUCCUGUCAUUGGAGACAUUCCUCCUUAUUGCUCUUUUUUGUGUAUUCUCUCUAAUCUCAUUCUCAGGCUGCUUGUUUUUAUUUGAUAAUGUCUUGGGUGAAAGGAUUUAAAGGCUCGGCUGUGGCACGGGGUCUCAUACCCUGGAUCUUAUUGACUAACAUCAUGAUGGUCCUUUACAGCUUCCACAACACAAACCAAGUGAAUAUCGGGAACUCUGAAGAUGACACCUGUCCUAUCAGUGUUGCUAAAUCUUUACAGAAAAGUCAAACUGUGGUGUAUCAAACUUCCAGAUCUAGGGAAGAGUGCUCCCCCAAGAUAAACAUCAUGUUCAUGAAAACCCAUAAAACAGCAAGCAGCACCAUCCUCAACAUCCUUUUCAGAUUUGGGGAAAAACACAAGCUCAGGUUCGCCCUUCCUGACGGGCGCAAUGACUUCUUCUACCCAGCUCCAUUCCUGCGCUCCCAGGUGAAGGACUACAGGCCAGGGGAGUGCUUUAACAUUGUGAGCAACCAUAUGCGCUUCAACCACCAGGAAGUGGCCACACUUCUGCCUCCAGACGCUGUAUAUGUCACCAUCCUACGUGACCCGGCUGACCUCUUUGAAUCAGCCUUCCAUUACUACCACAGAGUGAUUCCCCUCACGUGGAGCAUCGGUGGGGAGAAUAAGCUGGUUGAGUUUCUGAACAAUCCUCUGGCCUUCUACAGUUCAGAGGCUUUUAACUCAUUCUAUUUGAAAAAUCUGCAGUUUUUUGACUUUGGUUUUGAAAACAACCUGGAAGCUGACGAUCCCCAUGUUGCAAAGAGCAUCCAGUACUUAUCAAACCGCUUUCACCUGGUCCUCAUAGCAGAAUAUUUUGAGGAGUCGUUGAUCCUUCUCAAGGAUUUACUUUGUUGGAGCAUGGAGGACAUUCUGUAUUUUAAGCUUAACAUGCGGAAAAGCUCAUUUGUGUCCCGGUUGGACUCUGAGAUGAGACGCAAAGCUUUGCUGUGGAACUGGGCGGACUGGAAACUCUACCAAUACUUCAAUGAGACCUUCUGGGCUAAAGUGGAGGCUUAUGGUGCUGAGAGGAUGAAAAAGGAUGUCAAAGAAUUGAAAAAGAAAAACAUAGAGAUGAAAGACAUCUGCAUUGAAGGCAGAGAUGCAGUCGAGGCGCAAAAGAUUCAGAACUCACGCUUCCUGCCUUGGCAGCCAGUCGGAGAGCAAUCCAUCCUGGGAUACAACAUUAGAAGAGAGAUUGAUCCCAGAUUCAGGACACUUUGUGAGAAAAUGCUUACGCCUGAAAUACAGUACUUAUCAGACUUGGGAGUAAGCCUCUGGAUUACAAGACUUUGGGGCUGGUUAAAAGAUAACAUUUCAUGACUUUCAUUUUUAUGACUGAAUGUGUUUGGAAGAUGUAUUUGAAUAAAUUAUUUUGUUUAUAUGGAGUGCCAUUUGUAAAGUUACGCUGUCAAAAUGUUACAACAAUGUUUUGAAUUAUUUCGAAUUUAGAGAAAAAAGUGGAGGUUAUUUUUUCUAAGUAAUACUUUUACCAUGUCCUUCAAACAUGUAAACAUGUCACAGUUUAAAAUGAAAACAUUUUGUUUGCAAACUACAAACUAAAUGUACUACCAUGUACUACCACAUACUUUUAAUGUGAAGCUACAUAUUAAGUUUACAAACAAAAAAUAUUUAGCUUGGAUCUAGAUAUUCAGUUUGGAGCAAAAUACAUGUGAAUGGGUGGAUGAUUGUGUAGUUUAACAACUCGAAGGGACCGUAGAACUUUAGAAUGUGCAAUUGAAAUACAGAUCUUUAGCUCCAAAUGAAAUAUUUAGUUUACAACCUACAUGUUUAGUUUGCUAAAUCAAUGAUAUUGGUCACACCUAAAUAUUUAUUUUCCAGACAAAAUUUUUUUUAUUUGACAACUAAAUAUUUAUCUUGGAUCUAAAUAUUCAGUUUGGAUAUAAAUAAUUUACUAAAUAAAUAUUAAACUCCAAAAGAAAUAUUUAGUUUACAACCUACAUAUUUAGUUUGCUACCUCAAUUAUAUAGGUCAGACUUAAACAUUUAUUUUUCAAACUAAAAAUGUAUUUUGCAAACAGAAUAUUUGCCUUGGAUCAAAAAUGUCAGUUUGGACCAAAAUAUUUUAUAUUUUUGUAUAUAUAUACACAUGUAUACAUGUAAAUAAAUACAAAAUUAAAAUUUAGCUCCAGAUGAAAUAUUUUGUUUGUAUGGUAGCUAUUUAGUUCCAAAUAAAACAUUGCUAACUAACCCAAAAUGUUGCUGUUAAAUGUCGACUGUGUAACUUUACAAACAGCACCCCAAAUAUUUGAAGUGUGUUUAAGUUCUCUAAGAGCUAGAGCUGAAGCAUAAAGGUUUGAUCUGUGUUCAUGCUGAAUAAUGUGAUUGCUUUGACAUGUGAAGCAUGCUAACACGGUGUUUACACCAUUUUAAAAUGGUUCCAAGUUUAAUGAUCAAGCCAAAAAAUUGGAUUCCUGUUGUUUUGGCCGCACACUUCUGUCUUCCAUCCUCAUUUUCAUACAUUUCCAAAGUAUUUUGGCUUGCUCAUCCUAUACUUCCAGGGACAAUUUUGACCGGUUUUGGCAUAUUAGCCUCACACCCUUACAAGAUAUUAAGUACAAACCAAUUCACUUUUUAUUUGUGCUUGUGGGACUAACUGUUAUCGAUCAUUUAUUUGACAUGACUGAAGCACUGACACAUCCCCAACUCCACCUUUCCUAAAACAAGGUUUAGGUUAUUAAUGUAGUUAAUUUAAGUGCCUAUAGAAACAAUGGUAUUGGUGCUAACCAGAAAAGAACAAUAUGACUGUAUGAACAGGAAACAGCAUAAGGGCUCAGUUAUUUCCUCAGUAGGCCAGUGCUGACUUACUGUUUAGCCAAGUCUUUUUUACUUAAAGAUAAAUGUCUCGUCACUAACCUGUCAGGUAAUUCACCAGACAUGUGCUAAGAGGUAAGAAUUCCCAGCAUUUAAUGUAAAUCACUGGUAACAUUAAUGCCCUCCUCAAGAAUGGGUUUACUUAUGCAAACCAGGUUGCUGCUGGAAACAAACCCCAUCUUUUUGUGUGAACUCAUUCUUGUAACUGUGAUAAGAUUCACCUCUUCCUCCUCAAAAAAAAUAAAUGUUUUACUAUAA